This is a messenger RNA of Dioscorea cayenensis subsp. rotundata (Guinea yam), 1891 nucleotides long. RefSeq lists its product as uncharacterized. Gene Ontology annotation, biological process: nucleobase-containing compound metabolic process. The coding region runs from base 1 to 1677 and encodes 558 amino acids. Lineage: Eukaryota; Viridiplantae; Streptophyta; Magnoliopsida; Dioscoreales; Dioscoreaceae. The transcript is spliced from 7 exons. The record is from RefSeq and is a predicted model, not a curated record. Gene Ontology annotation, molecular function: 3'-5' exonuclease activity; nucleic acid binding.
AUGGAAUCGCCAUCGCCGGUCGCCGUGCCGACCCACCUCGUGACCUCCUGCGACUCGCCGGAAUUCUCACUCCUCCGAUGGGCGCUCCAGAGUUCCUCCAUCGUCGCCCUCGACGCUGAGUGGAAGCCCUCCCACCUGUCCUCCAGCCCCACCCCCGCGUCUCCGUCGUUCCCCGCCGUCACUCUCCUCCAGAUCGCCUGCCGCAUCGCACACCGCCCACCGUCCGAAUUCCCCGGAAGUGAUGAGUCACUGGUUUUCCUCGUUGACCUCCUCGCCGUCCCGUUCUGCUCAGUAUAUGAGCUUCUCAAGACUAUGUUUGUCGAUCCUAAUGUUUUGAAAUUAGGAUUUCGAUUCAAGCAGGACCUUCAGUAUCUCUCUUCUACUUUUUGCUCGCACGGAUGUGAUCCGGGCUUUGAUAGAGUGGAACCCUUUCUUGAUAUUACCACUGUGUAUCACCUUCUAAAAUGCCAGAUUGCGGGCAAAAGAUUUCCUAGGGAGACCAAAAGCUUGGCAACCAUAUGUGAAGAAAUUCUCAAUAUUUCUCUGUCCAAGGAACUCCAAGUCAGUGAUUGGUCAUUUCGUCCUUUAACUGAAGAGCAAAUAUCAUAUGCUGCAGCAGAUGCCUAUUUCUUGCUCGAAAUUUUUGCUGUCCUCAAACAUAAAUUUUUUGCAGAAGGACCUAAUGCUUCACAUUCUGCUGUUGGAUUGAAGGAGAAUAUGGAAAGUUCUGAACCUUCGGAUGAUGUUUUGGGAAUCAAAUUUUGCAAAGCAUCUGAUAUGAUCGAGUCAAGUGUACUAAAAUGUCAUCCAUCAAAAUGCCCUUCAAUAGCGGAGAUAUCUGGGCCUUCGCAUAAGAAUAUUCCUUCUUUAGAUGAACAUCUUUUAACUAUUAUCAGGAAGUAUGGUGAAAGAAUUAUUUUGACAGAGUCGGACAGGAAACCUAGGAACUCUAGACGUAAAGGAAAGCAACUGUCAUCAAUGAGUGUGAAGUCCAAAAAGCACUUGGAAAUUAAUGGGAAUUGGCAGGGUUUGGCACCAUGGGAUUCAUCUGUUGGUGGUGAUGGAUGCCCAAAAUUUCUGUGUGAUAUUAUGGUGGAAGGAUUGGCAAAGCACCUGCGGUGUGUUGGGAUUGAUGCUGCCAUCCCACCUUCUAAAAAGCCUGAUCCAAGGCACUUACUAGAUCAAGCAUACAAAGAGAAGAGAGUAAUUUUGACAAGAGAUUCUAAGCUCUUGAAGCAUCAGUACUUGAUACAGGAUCAAAUUUAUUUGGUGAAGAGUUUACUUAAGAAUGACCAAUUACUAGAGGUGAUUGAAACCUUUCAGUUGAAGAUUACCGAGGAACAACUUAUGUCAAGGUGUACAAAAUGUAACGGGAGGUUCAUUCAAAAGCCGUUAACAAUGGAGGAAGCUAUUGCAGCUUCAAAAGGUUUCCAAGUAAUUCCUAACUGCCUCUUCAACCGUGCCAUUGAAUUUUGGCAAUGCACCGACUGCAAACAACUUUACUGGGAGGUAUUCCUGCGGAUUUGCCAACUUCAUCUGAUUGCAUUUUAUUUGAUAUUAUUAUUUUAUUUGCUUUUCCCCUCUUACUUGAAGACUCAAUCAAUUACCACCAUAGACCAGAAAACAGGUUUUUUUUCUCGAAAUUUAUACCUACCAGUUGAAUUAUCGGUUCUCUGAGUUAUUAUUUAUUUAAUGGUGGUACUAUUUUUGUUUAAUUUCUACGUUCAAGCUUGGCGUCUUGAAUGGACUCUACUAUCUUAAAUCAGAAAUUGGAAUUAUCACCUACUUCUUGUAUUAUCAAAUGAAUGACCAUUUUGUUCGAGUCGUAAUUUUUUAUUUAUAACUUCGGCAUAAAGAAAUUCUCUUGUUAAGCCGUAACUUUAACACGCUG